GUUUUCAAUCACACUCAUCAUUCUUUCUUUUGCUUUAAAAUAUCAAAAGGGGUUGUUGAAGUUGAAGGGGUGGAAAUAAGUAGAGCGAUGUAAGAGUAAGAGUACUAAGUUGAAGAAACAGAGAAGAAAGGAAAUGAAGUGAAUGUGUGAAGAAACAAAACACUAUAAAGAUCCAUUACAAGUGAAACAAGGCACCAACUGAGAUCAGAUCAAUCAAGUUCCCAAGUUACAAAAUGCGAUUUUGGGUAUGGGGUCUCAACCUUGUUCUCAUACUUUCAAUCCUCAGCCAGUUCUCAAAAAUUGCUGCAGAGGAAGCUUCACCAUCACAGGCUCCAAUCUGUUCAGAAGAAGAUAGAGCUUCUCUGCUAAGAUUCAAAGCAGGGAUACUGCAGGACACAACAGAGACACUGUCUUCAUGGACCGGAAAAGACUGCUGUGAUGGCGGUUGGGAAGGAGUUCAAUGCAAUCCUUCGACGGGGCGAGUCAAUGUGCUGCAGAUACAGAGGCCUGAAAGAGAUAGUGACACAUUCAUGAAGGGAACUCUGUCUCCUUCAUUAGGCAAUUUGCACUUUCUAGAGGUAUUGAUUAUCAGUGGAAUGAAGCAUAUUACUGGACCAAUUCCUCCUAGCUUAUCGAAUUUAACCCGCCUUACGCAGCUAGUACUCGAAGACAAUUCUCUUGGAGGUUACAUUCCUCCCAGUUUAGGCCGUUUAUCAUUGCUGCAGACACUUUCACUUAGUGGAAACCAUCUCAAGGGGCAAAUCCCUCCAACACUAGGGAGUCUGAGAAACCUUGUCCAGAUCAAUUUGGCAAGAAAUCUCUUGUCAGGUCCUAUACCCUUGAGUUUCAAACCCCUUAGGAACAUGCAAUACCUUGAUCUUAGCUACAAUUUGCUAUCCGGGUCUAUCCCGGAUUGUAUAGGUGAGUUCAAAAACUUGACUUAUAUAGACCUGUCUAAUAACCAACUAGCAGGAAGAAUUCCAGUGUCCUUGUUCAGCCUUGUCAAUCUUUUAGAUUUGUCCUUGAGCUUUAACCACCUCACAGGAAUCAUUCCAGACCAAUUUGGAAGCCUGAAAUCCUUAACAACUCUUCAGCUCAGCAGUAACCAGCUCACAGGACAUGUUCCACUAUCCAUAUCAAGAUUGCAGAACAUUUGGUACCUUAAUUUAUCAAGAAAUGGCCUAUCUGAUCCCUUACCAGCUAUCCCUCCUAAGGGAAUCCCUUCCCUUUUGUCCAUAGACCUAUCUUACAAUAAUCUCAGCCUUGGAAGUAUUCCUGAUUGGAUCAGAACCAAGCAGCUCAAAGAUGUCCAUUUAGCAGGGUGUAAAUUGAAGGGACCUCUGCCACAUUUCAAUAGACCUGACUCUUUGAACUCCAUAGACCUAUCAGACAAUUACCUAGUUGGUGGCAUUUCAAAUUUCUUCACAAACAUGUCUAGCUUACAAAUGGUUAAGCUCUCAAACAACCAAUUGAAGUUUGACAUUUCUCAGAUGAAAGCACCAGAAGGGUUAUCUUCCAUAGACUUGCAUGGAAAUCAGCUAGUGGGUUCACUAUCCACAAUCCUAAAUAACAGGACAACAAGUUCUUUGGAGGUUAUAGAUGUAUCAAACAAUUUCAUUUCAGGUCGCAUACCGGAAUUCAUUGAAGGAUCAAGCUUGAAGGUGCUAAACUUGGGGUGCAACCAGAUAUCAGGUUCAUUGCCAGUUUCAAUCUCAAAUUUGAUGGAACUAGAGAGAUUGGAUAUUUCAAGGAAUCACAUAUCAGGAAGCAUCCCUACAGGUUUAGGUCAGUUGGUAAAACUGCAAUGGCUUGACAUAUCCAUAAAUGGAUUAACAGGACAAAUUCCAAGUAGCCUGUCACAGAUCAGUAAUCUAAAGCAUGCAAACUUCAGGGCAAACAGGCUAUGUGGAGAGAUACCACAGACAAGACCAUUCAAUAUCUUUCCACCAGUUGCUUAUGCCCACAAUUCUUGUUUGUGUGGCAAGCCUUUACAGCCAUGUAAGGGAAACCUACAGAAGAAGAUAGGUCAGUGAGAUGCUGACCAAAUCAUCAAGCUAGUACAAGUGCUCAUGAAUUGUGAUCACUGUUACAUGAGCAAUAUAGAAUAGGCACCACCACAUUUCAUUCUUUCUUUACUAUUUCUACGGUUGACCGCAAUCCUUAAGUUCAUUUUAAAUUCAAUACUAUUUAUAUUUAUAAUAAGACAUGCCAAAAUCUUUUAUUGUUCAUUA
Arachis duranensis is the source of this 2231-nucleotide messenger RNA. Its product is annotated as DNA damage-repair/toleration protein DRT100. Lineage: Eukaryota; Viridiplantae; Streptophyta; Magnoliopsida; Fabales; Fabaceae. The transcript is spliced from 2 exons. Bases 234 to 2033 code for a protein of 599 amino acids. The record is from RefSeq and is a predicted model, not a curated record. Gene Ontology annotation, molecular function: protein binding.